AUGAGUUGGCUACAGGCGCAUGACGUGGCCAUCCCCUCCUACGAAGUCCGCGCAGGCAAACAGGUGUUCGUGAUUCAGCUGAAGGACCGCCCUGUUCGACAUGACAAGAUCAAGGCGCCACUUGGAUCGAGUAUCCCGAGCAGGAGCGCUCGACAGAUUUCUCCAGAAGACGACAAACAGGUCAACAGUAUGACGGUCAAGACGUCCAACGUCCACAUCACAGCGACGCGGUCGUAUUCUCAAUUCCGCAAGCUCUGGAAAGACUUGACGCUUGCCACGAAAACACCUUCGAGUGCAUCACUGUCACGCUUCAAUAGUACCGGGCCAGGCCACGUCGACCGCUCGUCGCAGCGCGUGCUCGCAACCGCUUUUGAUUCUCGAUCAGUUGCUGGUGGCGGCAAAUUCGCGACGUCCUGCCGCUGCCGUAGCUGGAAUUGUACAUUUCGCAGCUUCCACCACUUUCUCAAGAGCUACCCGUUCCCGUCAAAGUUCCAGAUCAAGCGCAACACACCGUCCGUGCUGGAAAGUCGACGCCAAAAGCUGGAGUUGUUUAUUACGACUCUGCGAGGGCUCUUUGACACGUUCCCCCAUUCAUUUCUACAAAGCAUUGAUGAGCUCGACAAUUGUCAGGUGCUGAUAUCCUUGAGCGCUUUCUUUGGUUUCGACCAAAAGAGACGUGUAAAUUUGGGACCGCGACCACCACUGCAGCUCUCAGCUGACGGCCGAUCUACUGCCAUAGCUCAAUGCAGAAGACCUGAUAGCGCGGUGAGCAUAAGCACCGCGUUCUUCAGUGCUAGGAGUCAUGAUGACGACAGCACAUGGAGUACAUGCAGCUUCAUCGGCAACGAAUGUGACAGCCAAACACAAGCGUCAUCAGCAGAAAACGAGUCCUUGUAUGAUGUUGGCAUUGGACACCACCAUCGGAAGAGGGGGUCCAACUGCAAUCAUUCCCAAAGCGUCAACUCCAACUUCGACCGUCAAGGGGCUCGGAAGAAUUCUAUGUCGUCGGUCAAACCACAUGGCAAUGAUGACGAAGAGAACUCUGUUACGACGGGCCGAACGUUCACCAGGAACUCAACGUCCUCUCAUCGUGCUAAUCGCACUGCGAAUCCUGCCGAUUUUUGGUCUCGAUACAACUGCGGCGUUGACAUCCGACGCCAUACUGAUUUCCUGGCACGCAAUCCAGUCAUAACGACGCGUCGUGGUGUUGCUACUUUUGACACCAAGGCGCCGCAGACCUUGCUGCUGGGACUUCCAAAAGUAGUGCUUCGAAGUGAAGAAGCUUCGAUGUGCUCAUUUCUGGAGAAAUUUAGAGAGCACCUUUUGAUGGACCCACGAGCCCUCGGAAGCCCCACCGUACCGAUGGGAAACUGGCACGAGGAUCGCCAAUGGGAGCUGGCGCUAUUUGUGGCGAGUCAAAUUGGUCACGCGCAUGCCGUAGAAUCUAUUUUGUACCGCGGCACGGAUCCAAACGCAGUGAUGGAGAAUGGCCAUACGAGCUUACAAGUCGCGUGUCGCGGUGGGCAUCGUAGCAUCGUGGCAAUGUUACUGACGCACGGGGCUGACACGAACAUCACGGACCAAAAUGGUGUGUCGCCCUUGCUCUCCGCCGUCCAGUUGGGAGACCUGGAGAUCAUGGAAAUGCUGCUGGAAUACGAAGCGAAUGUCAAUCUGCGCAACGCUGAUAAUGUAUCGACGGUGCACGUGGCCGUUGCAUGCCAGACGCUACCCGUGCUUCGGCUAUUGCUGGAGCACGAUGCCUUUGUAAACACAAGGAAUGAUUUCAACGGCAAGACGCCGCUGCACCUGGCCGCUCAAUUUGGCAAUCUACCAAUGUGCAAGCUGCUACUGAACCACGGAGCUAGUAUUCAUCCCAAGACAGCGCGUGGGUUAGACGUCGUGGAUCUUGCGAACUCGCAUGGCCACGAGAACAUCGCGAGAUAUUGUAUCAGCUUUGCUCACAGCCAGAUCAACAAUCAUCGAGGAACGAAUUCGAUGAAGCAAACGGCUGCGGGUGAUUCCACUGCAGAGUUCUCACAUGAAGUGAAAAUUGUGUCGGAAGAUGGUCGCGCGUACGCUGUCCUGUAA
Molecule: messenger RNA, 2088 nt
Organism: Hyaloperonospora brassicae
Lineage: Eukaryota; Oomycota; Peronosporomycetes; Peronosporales; Peronosporaceae
Source: the annotation of a GenBank genome assembly